Molecule: messenger RNA, 1002 nt
Organism: Adineta ricciae
Lineage: Eukaryota; Metazoa; Rotifera; Eurotatoria; Adinetida; Adinetidae
Source: the annotation of a GenBank genome assembly
AUGGACUCACUUGAAAAGUUUGAAUUUUCAUCAUCAACUGUCAAUAGUGAUUUGCUACCACAUGAUCCGUACCCUAAUAUCUCUGUUGCGGCAUCGAAUUUUAUUGAUGAUUUGUUUGUAAACCCUCAAAUAAUUCUUGAUGAAUUCAAUCCGGUGGUGUUUAACUCUUUCUCGGAUGAACCAUUUGAAGGGUUUGAUGAAUCACAGUCAAGAGUUUUUCCCGAACAAAUGCUCACCAGUGCGCUUGAACAAGCAUCAGAGCCAUCGGCACACGAUCAUGUUGAUUCGUUGCGAUUACUUACGCCACCUGACCCUUAUCAACGCGCGCGGUAUGAUGGAGAACUUGAUGAUGAUCUUCGUUUUAUUUCCACACCGAAAAACAAAGGCAUUGUACUGGAGAUAUCCGAUAUCCGAAGCCGUAUACCUGAUAAUAUGUCGGUCAUGUUACGUGCGUCUCGCACUACAACUCCAUUUGGCACUGAUGAAACGAUCUGUUGCCAUCCGUAUCCAUUAUCGACCGUAAACGAACAGGCAAUAGUUCACCACGGUUCUUUGCUAUUUCCUGUAUCGGAUAAAAACAUAGAAGAGCAAAGAAUAAUAAUUGACGACCUAAUUAUGUCGCGAUUAAAACAAUCUACUGUGACAACCAGAAAGCAGUGGCCAAUAUUCACGUACGAUCAGGUUGAUUGCGCAGGUUAUCAUAACAUCAAUCUCGAUAAAGCAAAAUCCAUCAUUAACACCUAUAAUCUUCGAUAUUCUGUCUUACAUUUUCAAAUAUUUCUUGUCGAUCAGAAUCAAAUAGCUCAUUCGACUUACAUGUCUUGUAAAACAGAGCCAAUUUAUGAAUAUGAAUACAAGGAACAGAACUGUAUUCCAGAACAAUACCGAAACAAAAGAAACAAAUCAAAUACAGCUGAUACAAAACGUAAAAGAACUGGUCCAAAACAAAAGACAAUCAAAAGACUGAAUGGCCUUAUCCGCACAACACAAGGAGAUUUGUAA